Molecule: messenger RNA, 2124 nt
Organism: Alligator sinensis (Chinese alligator)
Lineage: Eukaryota; Metazoa; Chordata; Crocodylia; Alligatoridae
Gene: AHCY
Product: adenosylhomocysteinase
Exons: 9
Coding region: 53-1270 (405 amino acids)
Biological process (GO): L-methionine cycle
Cellular component (GO): cytosol
Molecular function (GO): adenosylhomocysteinase activity
Source: RefSeq, a predicted model, not a curated record
CAUCAGCCUAGCAGAAUGGGGUCGCAAGGCCAUCGAGAUUGCGGAGAAUGAGAUGCCAGGGCUGAUGAAGAUGCGGGAGAUGUAUGGAGCAUCGAAACCAUUGAAAGGAGCUCGGAUUGCAGGUUGCCUUCACAUGACUGUGCAGACUGCAGUUCUGAUAGAGACCCUUGUGGUGCUGGGAGCAGAGGUACAAUGGUCAAGCUGCAACAUUUUCUCUACUCAGGACCACGCUGCUUCUGCUAUUGCAAAAACUGGUAUUCCUGUGUUCGCCUGGAAAGGAGAGACAGAUGAGGAAUACUUGUGGUGUAUUGAACAGACCCUGUACUUCAAAGACGGGCAGCCCUUGAACAUGAUUUUAGAUGAUGGUGGAGACCUCACCAACCUGGUUCAUACCAAAUACCCACAGCUCCUGAAAGGAAUUAAAGGCAUCUCGGAAGAAACAACCACUGGGGUUCAUAAUCUAUAUAAGAUGAAGGCCAAUGGGACCCUAAAAGUGCCAGCCAUCAAUGUAAAUGACUCCGUCACCAAGAGUAAAUUUGAUAACCUUUAUGGUUGCCGAGAGUCCCUUAUCGACGGCAUUAAACGUGCUACAGAUGUCAUGAUUGCUGGGAAAGUGGCUAUAGUGGCAGGCUAUGGUGAUGUCGGCAAAGGUUGUGCUCAAGCCCUAAGAAGCUUUGGAGCCAGAGUCAUCAUCACUGAAAUUGAUCCGAUCAAUGCGUUGCAGGCAACCAUGGAAGGUUAUGAGGUCACAACAAUGGAGGAGGCCUGCAAAGAAGGGAACAUCUUUGUCACCACUACUGGAUGCACAGACAUUGUGAAGAGCAGACACUUUGAGCAGAUGAAGGAUGAUGCCAUAGUAUGCAACAUUGGCCACUUUGAUGUGGAAGUUGAUGUGAAGUGGCUAAAUGAGAAUUCAGUGGAGAAAGUGAAUGUUAAGCCCCAGGUGGACCGGUAUAAACUGAAGAAUGGUCAUCACAUCAUACUUCUAGCAGAAGGCCGGCUAGUUAAUUUAGGUUGUGCCAUGGGUCACCCCAGCUUUGUUAUGAGCAACUCCUUCACCAAUCAGGUGUUGGCGCAGAUUGAACUGUGGACCAAUAAUGACCAGUAUCCUGUGGGAGUCCAUUUCUUGCCAAAGAAGCUGGAUGAAGCUGUGGCUGCUGCUCAUCUGGAUAAACUGUGUGUGAAGCUGACUAAACUGAGUGACAAGCAGGCCAAGUACUUAGGAGUAUCAAAAGAAGGGCCCUUCAAGCCAGAGCACUACAGAUACUGAGCAGCCAGUGCUACCCAAAGAACAGCUUUCAGGGAUUAAAUCUUCCAAAGCUUUUGCCUGUGCCCUGGGUUCUGAGAACAAGCCUUCCUUCUUUCCCCCUCUAUGCACCCAACACAAGCCCUUUCAUUCUUUAAAGCGCAGGUACCAAGACUGCUUGGGAAUGGACUCAUUCUUGCAUACUGGGAAUUGUCUCUUUAGCUAUUGCCCCAGUGGACUGGAUCCUAUAUAUGCUCCUAUUGCCUUCUGAGUGAGGCAGUAAGUAAAGUAAAUAAAACUCAGUACCCCUAGUCCUUUCAAGUCCUUCCUCUACUGCUGGUAGACGGACAGUAUCAGUUUGAAUAGGCUAACCAAUAAUAUGGGGGAUAAAUAAUAUGUGAUAAUGGGGGUAGUUUGUUAGUACCUUAGGAGCACUGGAAGUGCUGCCCCCCUUUCCCCCCUCUAUUUUGUGCAGAAGUUCUGGUUUGGUUUUGUGAAACAACCGGGUGAGGUGAAUAAACCAUGGGUAUUCUGCUUCCUUAAAAAUUAAUGUGCCUCUUUUUGGUUGCUUACUUUGGGAUCUGUCUAGUGCUCCUCCUCCUAGGUUAAGACUUGAAUUGAUUUCCUGGGUCAUCUAGUGCAGCUGUCUCCUAAGGUGUGUAGUCCUAUAUUUUAAUUCCAAAAUAAAUCAAAGCCUUUUUCAUUUGUGAUGUGAUUGGCUUUGAAAGUCCAUUGAGGAGGAGAGUGGAAGGAUGUUGUUCUCUGAAAUGCCAGCAGUGUACUGCUGCCUCUUACAUGGUUUUGUAAGUUGUGAUAUCUGCUGCAUCUUGUCUGAACUGGUGUCUCAAAGUGCUUUUAUUAAAAACUCACAACUGUGA